Molecule: messenger RNA, 3019 nt
Organism: Cervus elaphus (red deer)
Lineage: Eukaryota; Metazoa; Chordata; Mammalia; Artiodactyla; Cervidae
Gene: WARS2
Product: tryptophanyl tRNA synthetase 2, mitochondrial
Exons: 6
Coding region: 27-1109 (360 amino acids)
Biological process (GO): mitochondrial tryptophanyl-tRNA aminoacylation
Cellular component (GO): mitochondrion; mitochondrial matrix
Molecular function (GO): tryptophan-tRNA ligase activity; ATP binding
Source: RefSeq, a predicted model, not a curated record
GACAAGACGGCUCCGCCCUUUUCAACAUGGCGCUGCACUCAAUGCGGAAAGCGCGUGAGUGCUGGAACUUCAUCCGGGCACUUCAUCAAGGACCCGACGCUGCUCCCGUUCCCCAGAAAGAUGCUGUGAAGCGAAUAUUCUCGGGCAUUCAGCCUACAGGAAUCCCCCACCUCGGCAACUAUCUGGGAGCCAUUGAGAGCUGGGUGAGGUUACAGGAUGAGCAUGACUCCGUGAUGUAUAGUAUUGUUGACCUGCAUUCCGUCACUGUCCCCCGAGACCCAGCCAUCCUCCGGCAGAGCAUCUUGGACAUGACUGCUGCUCUUCUCGCUUGUGGCAUAAACCCAGAGAAGAGCAUCCUUUUCCAGCAAUCUCAGGUGUCUGAGCACACACAAUUAAGUUGGAUCCUUACCUGCAUGGUCAGAUUACCUCGAUUACAACAUUUACACCAGUGGAAGGCAAAGACUGCCAAGGAGAAGCAGAAUGGAACCGUGGGGCUGCUCACAUACCCGGUGCUCCAGGCAGCUGACAUUCUGUUGUACAAGUCCACACACGUUCCUGUUGGGGAGGAUCAAGUCCAGCACAUGGAGCUAGUUCAGGAUCUAGCACAGAGUUUUAACAAGAAGUAUGGGGAGUUCUUCCCAGUACCCAAGUCCAUUCUGACAUCAAUGAAGAAGGUAAAGUCCCUGCGUGAUCCCUCUGCCAAAAUGUCAAAAUCAGACCCCGAUAAACUGGCCACUGUCAGAAUAACCGACAGCCCGGAGGAGAUAGUGCAGAAGUUCCGCAAGGCUAUGACGGACUUCACCUCGGAGGUCACCUACGAGCCCGCCAGCCGAGGGGGCGUGUCCAACCUGGUGGCCAUUCACGCAGCGGUGACCGGGCUCCCCGUGGAGGAGGUGGUCCGCCGCAGUGCUGGGAUGGACACUGCUCGUUACAAGCUGGUGGUGGCAGAUGCUGUGAUUGAGAAAUUUGCUCCAAUUAAGAGUGAGAUUGAAAAACUGAAGAUGAACAAGGACCACUUAGAGAAAGUUUUGCAAGUUGGGUCGGCAAAAGCCAAAGAAUUAGCAUAUCCCGUGUGCCAGGAGGUGAUGAAAUUGGUGGGCUUUCUAUAAGAAGUUUCAGUGAGUCCCCAAAAGACUUUUCUAUCUUGUGGUCUGUGCACUCCGAUAAAAGCAGCUUUUCUCACAAGCAAACAAUUAGAGUUUAGGGACACAUAAUUUGGUACAUCUGAUCAUUGGUUUCAUUUGAUGAAUAAUGAUUUGUAGGUUUCAAAUAAAGCAGUGUUCCGAAUCCCAAAUUCUCUAGCAAAAAAAAAAAAGCCCAGAAGGCAUAACUAUCUGAAUCCUCAAUUACUUGAUGCAUGCUCAUUGCCUUAAUUUAUUCACACAAAUGUGAUUGAGGUAAGUAGUAGUUAAUUUGCCAAUGAGUGUUUCAUUUUUUUGUCUCUCUCUGGAGUCCUUACCAUCACAGGUGCUCCCUUUAUCUAUCCCAACCUUUUUAAAAAGUAAUGUGUAGAAGUCUUAGACUUAUAAUCCUUGGAAUGCCAUUUGGACCAAUUUGUGUUCAGAUCUCAUAUCAGAGCUCAUAAAAAUAAGUCAUUUGUCACUGAGAUGAUCCCUGCUUUAUUGUAUUUAAUCUGCUUAUUUCCCAAGAGACCACACUGAUUUUUUUCUAGAAAGUAUUAUUAUUAUAUUUUUUAUUCAGAGAUACAUGAUAUAACCUUCUGAGAAGGUUGAACUAUUUCAACUUGAUUUAUUUAUUGUACUAAAGCCCAGGUCCAUGGAUUAUGUUCUUAAUAUGUAUUGCCUUGCAUUUGUCCCUCAGUUUAAUGUCAUCAACCCAUCAUGAAAUCUAUAGGAGAGGAACUGCCAUUUUAUAUCUGAGGAACAUGAGGCUCAAAGAGUACUGUUAGCUUGUACAGUAUCUCUCCAUGCGUAAGAAGCAAAUCCAAGAUCAAAACCUUUACUCCUUAUUCCUAAGUAGUGCUUUUUACAUCAGCACGUGGAGAGGCAGCAUGUCUGAGACCGCAAGCAUUCUUAUUUUGAAGAUGAGUACUAGAAAUAUAGGACUCCCCAGGUGGCCCAGUGGUAAAGAACCCUCUUGCCUAGGAAAUCCCAUGGACAAAGGGACAUGGUGGGCUACAGUCGUUGGGGUCAAAAAAGAGCUGGACACAAACUUAGCGAAUAAACAACAACAACUGGAAAUGUAAGACCUGAACUACUGACACUGUUUAUAUCAGCAAAUCAACUAAUAGCUGCUAGAUGUAAAUCUGGAUUCAGCCAAACUUGAUCACAUUUGCUACUCAGAAUCCCCAAGGCAGGUCCCAAGUUUUGGCUCCUUAUGCUUACCUCAGAAACACUUCAAAGUACAUUCUGCCUGACUAUAAGAGUAGUUGGCCUGAGAAUACCCUGGCAGUCCAGUGGUUGACUCCAAGCUUUCACUGCAGGGGUCACGGUUCGAUCCCUGGUUGGGGAACUAAGAUCCCACGUGCUAUGUGGCACAAUCAAAAAAAAAGUAGUUGGCCCGAUGAGUUGGAUUUCCCCAUUGAGUGGAAGCUUCUCAUCUCACAUCUGCUUCAGUCUAAGUAGUAGCAAGUCGCUCUAAAACCUAGCUUCUCUGCACUUCCCUUUCCCACAUCUGAAAAUGGAAAUGAUAAUUGUGCUUCACCACACCAGGGCCUGAUUGAUUUUGUAACAGAAAUUGCUUAUAAGUUUUUUGUCAGUGAGUACCAUGUUCACCAUUUACACAUGAGAGAUGAGCAUGCUGGGCAAAGAAUUUUUACUCGCAUUUCUUAAAGAGAAGGAAAUAGAGUGGUCCUUUUAUCAGAGUAGAUGUUAAUACACCUAACACUGCCUCCCAGAAUCUGAAUUAAAAGAUCCUUUUUGCAUCUUUUCUUGAAAAGGGGUGUCUAGAGUCUUAGAGCCUCCUGGCAUAUUUAUCCAAGGCUCUUUUUUUUUGCCUUUAAAAGAAAUCCUAGUAUGAAUCCUGAAAAAUGACUAAAUUAAAGGUGGAUCUGUCAGAC